AUGUGUGAUAAGGACGAUAAUACGAAAUGGUCGGCCACAAUUGAGGAUUUUUAUGUAGAACUGAUAUGCGAAGAGUCAAAGACUGGGAUUCAAACAUCCACUCUGGACAGAAAAACGUGGAUGAAAAUUGCUAAUGAAAUAGCAAUUAAGUUUGGUAAGCAUUUCACAGCAGACCAGCUUAAAGCAAAGUGGAAUAGGGUUAGACGUAGCACGAGAGAGUUUAAGGCAUUAAUUGAAACAACAGGAUUUGGUUGGGAUUCUGAGACUAACACUGUCACAGCUGAAAAAGAAGUAUGGGAUUCAUAUGUGGCGGGGUCAAUGAAUGCACAUACUGCCGUCAAUAUUUUGAAUGCGGUGAAAAGGGCAGCCACAAUACCGAAAGAGGUGGAGGAGGGUACAGGAGACUCGGAUGAAGUCCGGAGUGCAGAAGACAAUAGAAACAGACGGUCUCAGUGUCCUACUACUCGAUCCAAGAAGAAGGGCAAGAACAUCAGUGCAGUUGACACGACCAUAGAGGCUUUGGCAAAGAGUGCUACCCUACGUAGUAAGACAUCUGUUCAAAAGAUUGAUUUGUUUCAGCAAUUUUUAGCUGAUAGGCAAGCCCGUACUAUGACAUUAGUUGAGGCUCAGAAAGAGGAUCCAACUACAACUAUUGAAGCCUGUAUGGAUUUGUUGAAUGGGUAUGAGCCGUAUUUAGAGGACAAUGCAUAUAAUAAGGCAACGCACCAGUUGGCUCUUGACAUUUCCCUUAGGAGGAUGUUUGUGAAAAUGCCCCCUCAUCGGCAUCUUUCAUGGAUUCAAAGCCUAGUGGAAUGA
Morus notabilis is the source of this 816-nucleotide messenger RNA. RefSeq lists its product as uncharacterized. Lineage: Eukaryota; Viridiplantae; Streptophyta; Magnoliopsida; Rosales; Moraceae. Bases 1 to 816 code for a protein of 271 amino acids. The record is from RefSeq and is a predicted model, not a curated record. The transcript is spliced from 2 exons.